ACAAUAUCAAGCACAAAUUUAGUGGAAUCUACAAACUGCAGUCCAGCCUCAGGAACUAAAAGACAGAGGCCAUCUUUUUUCUUCAGUCGACCAAAAAGUUGGAACUUGCGGUCAUCUCAGAAGGAUGGAGAAGAAAAGAAUAAAAAGGCAAAUCUACAAGAAGAUUUUAUGACUAGGCAUGCACGACUUCAAGCAGAAGCAAGGAUGGCUUUAGCUCAAGCUAAAGAAAUGGCCCGAAUGCAGAUGGACAUUGAAAGACGAAGAAAAAAGAAAUCUCCUAUUGCAGAUAUGAUUGGUAUUAUUCUUCCUGAUGGUUGUCAUCGUCUUAGUCGUCAAAUCCUAACUGACAUGAACUUAGCACAGCUGCAAGUGAUUGUUAACGAUUUGCACACACAAAUAGAAAAUUUAAAUGAAGAACUUGUUCAGUUACUGUUAGAAAGGGAUGAUCUCCACAUGCAGCAGGAUUCCAUGUUAGUGGAUAUAGAGGACCUUACAAGAUACUUGGGUGCAAAAAAUGAAGCACUUCGUAACCAACAAAGUAUAGAUCAACUCGGCCCAGCCAAAUCAGCUAGUAAGUGAAUGUCUCGUGUGAAGUUUGUUGUUUCCAAAUCACGUCUCUAUACUCGCAUUAUCUUAGAGUGUUAAAUGCUGGAAUAUAUACUUUUGUACAUUACACUUUUAUUAGUGUAGAAGAAUUUCAUGAACUGUAAAUAUGAACUUCAUCAAGAAAGAAAUGACAGUAAUUGCAGAAGAAACAUUGAAUAACUUUAUAUAUGUAUAAUUAUGUCUAAUUUGUUUAUCUUACUCAAUCUCUAGGCAGACUGACUUUCUUCUCGAUAUAUAUAAAUAUAGCGUAAUAUAGAUAGUGACACAACUAAGGAAUAUUAGUUAGUAAUUUGAUGAAAUGAAAUGAAAGACAAGUACCAAAUUAUUAAAAGUUUGUCAGUUUUUUAUCAAUGUAUUUUGUUACCUUAGCUUAAGAGUGCUGUACUUGUAUGCAAAUAUCAUAUUGGUGGGAUACUGCAUGCUAUCUACCAUUAAAUUGUGCAUACAGUUAUAUCAUUAUCUGGGUAUAUGGCAAGAAUGUAUAUUAGAUUUUUAAUUGACAGAUUGGUCGGUAGAAAAGAUUAAAUUGAAAAUAAAUGUCUAUAAAGAGUAUUAUUUUAAUAAUAUCAGACAAGGAAGUGGCAAUGGUAAAAAAUUUUUAACAGGGUAAUGAAAAGAAUAUAAAGUAAAUAAAGUGAGUUGACUUUUGGUUAGUGUGAUCUUAAGAUCCCUAAGAAAGAGUAUUGAUUGAAUUAUAUAUAUAAAACAUGAUGAGUAAGUCUUAACAAUGAAUUUAAAUAUUCUGAUCGUGUGAUGAAUGUGUUAUUUUUGAAAGAAAUUUCAAUGUAUUUAUGUACACGUGACAAAGUCUUUAGACAAAGUUAGAUGUUUGUGUGAUGAUUAAAGUUCUCAAAAAAGAACUACACAAAAUAUAAUGACUGAAGUCAUUAGGUAGAGUAAUGGGGUGCAUUUUUUUGGUAAAACAUUUGUUUGAAUUAAUUUCCUGACAGAAUGGUACUUGAUAUUACAAUAAAUUAUCAAGUAUACUUACAAGAAAUAGAUAACAAGACAGCUGUGAAUUGCUUUUAAGAGUUGUGUUGAUAUUUAGUUAAACAAAGUAAGAUACAAAUACUGUGGAUUUCUUUAUCUUUAGUGAAAUUUUACAUGAUGGACAUGUGAGAAUGUGCCAACUGUUAUCAGUUUUAAGAAAAUAAAUCUGUGUAUCUUAUACUUAGUUAUUUUGUAAAGAUAUCUUAGAUGAACAUAAUAUGAUUAUCUUAAUUUUGAAUUAUUUUUUGGUACACUUAUAUAUGUAUCACAAAAAUACCUAAAGAAAUUCUAUUGUGAAUAUUCAUUUUAGAAAAUACUUACAAGUUUUAAACAUUAUCCUAAACUUCGCAAAAUAGUAAAACCAAAGUUCAUACAUUUUAUUUGUGUUUCAUUUAUACAUUAUUUAACUCAGUUUUGUGAUUUGAAUCAUUAUGCUUUUUACAUCAAAUGAUAACUUCUAGUGCUGCUUUAGGAGUGGUUUAUGCAAUCACAUUGUAUUGAUUAUUUUAUAUAUAUAAGCUACUUUUUGAAGAUGAAUAUGGUGUUUUAGUUCUAGUUAAACAGUCUCAUGCCAUCACUGACAUAGAGUACUCUGUUAUUGUGUUCUAACUACUUUAGUUAAGCUGUGUAUCAUAAAUUCACAAACAAUGUAUCUGUAAAUCUGUGCCCAAUAUUUAUCUUAGAGAAUCUGUGUAUACAACAUAAUUAUUAUUUUAUAUGUAUAAGUGUGUGUUUAUGUAUAUACACACACACACACACAUAUAUGCAACCUACAGACAGCUCUUGAUUGUUAGAGUAAAUUUAGCUGUAACACAGCAAUAUACUUUAAUCAUGUUGUUGGCAAGAAACAUUUGGAUGUUAAAAUUGUUAGAUGGAAUGAAGCAACAGUUUAUUUUGUAUUUUUUUAUUAUAACUGAUUUGAAACAAAUGAAAGGGUUGAUAAAUUACAUUUGUUUUUGUGUGAUGAAAAAAAAAAAGAUGUGAAAGAAUGAUUAAUUCUAAUGUUUCAAAUUGAAUUUGCCCACAAUUGUGCACUUGUAGAUCUAUUUGAUAUUUUAAAUUGUACUCUUGUGAAGUUUAGUUUUGUUGAGAGAAUUAUCAGAAUUCUGGUUAUAUUAAUCUAUUACCUUAAAAGGUAGACAUAGGCCAACAUAACUCAUUUCUUCAUCUUUAAUUUUGCCCAUUACAUGUUGAAAGUGUAAUUAGAUUUUUUUUUUACUUUUUAAGUAGCCAAUACUGGUAUUUUAAGGUUUUUUUACAAUUUGUGAGAGCUCCAUAUUAAAACUGUAAAAAAUUAAGAGGAAAGUUGCAAUUUGUUGUGUACUUAGUAACUAAAACUAAUUGGGUGCAAAGUCAUAGAAGAAGUCCAAAAAUAAGGACAAAAUAUAGGUUAUUUUCUCUUCGAAAAAUUACAGAAUUGUUAUUUGAUAUUUUAUAAUUGUAUAAACCAGUCAAAAAGAUAACUUUAACUAGCAUAAUAUUCUGUAACUAUGUUUUGACACAAUGAAAGAACUAUAUUAACACAAAUGUACUGUUCAUUUUUUCUAAAUGUACAGGUUGUUAUUAAUCAUUGUUUACUGAAGCAUUUUAUAUAAUUCACUGGCAUCAGAAAUAAUGAAAAAAUGGUGUUAGUUUGUGUUUCAGUAAUAUUAGAAAAAGUAUUUUCUAAAAAGCUUUUUUCAUAUUCCAAUUUAAUAAUGUGUAGAUUUUGUUAUCUAUAUAUGAAAGUAAAAUUCAUUUUAUUUUAAAAUUUAAAUAUUCUGUCCAAUAUUUUAAGUGUGAGUUAUAAAGGAAUUAGGAUAGGACAUAUAUAAAGUGAGUAAUGUAGGCUUUUCAUUCUAACAGUUUGUCAUUGUCUUAGUUUAAUUUUAUUGAAAACCAAAAAACGACGAUUAAAAAUAGUUUAAGAGCAUUUGGUAUUUUAACACACUUUGUGUUGUGGGAUAUUUUAUGAAGCAGUAUGAAUGUAUAUUCUACCCAUGAAAAUUGACUAAAGACUGUUUUCUUAGAUUUCAGAAUUUUUCAACAUUUUCUGAUGAAAUGUGUUUCAAGGAAAUAUUUUAAUAUUUUGGAAGUUAUUAUACUGCAGGCUUGUCACAUAAAAUUAUUUUUUUUUAUGCAAAAAGCAUACUUGCAAUUUGGUAUUAAUUUCAAAUUAUGUUUUUUGUCCCCCUUUUUUUUUAAUCAGUAAAAAUUCAAAACUCCCAUGGUUUACAAUAAAGAUUUAAACAUUAUAAUCCGGAAGUAAACCAUUAACUGUUAUUAUCAUAACUGGUAGUUACAGAACAUAAUUACUCAAGGUAAUUAUAUAAAAUUUAUUAACAAGUUGGAUAUAUUGAUGCUUUUUCAAGGUAACAUUUUCUAGUAAAAUUAAGGUUAGAAAUAUAUUUUUAAAAAGCAAAAUAUUGAUGCAAUUAGUUAAUAACUCACUAGAUGGCAUCUCAUAUUUGACCACUUUUAGUUUUUCAUACAAAAGUAUUUCAUAAAUUUUGUUUUUCCAGAAAUCUACAAAAGCUACGAUUAUUGUUGAAGUUAGCAAAGAAAGUGGUGUUUGUACUUUAUGAAUAUUCUGUAAAAUUUCGUGCUUUAAUUGAACUUGUCAUUAAUAAUAAAGCUGUUAUUCAAAGUGA
Molecule: messenger RNA, 4226 nt
Organism: Limulus polyphemus (Atlantic horseshoe crab)
Lineage: Eukaryota; Metazoa; Arthropoda; Merostomata; Xiphosura; Limulidae
Product: schwannomin-interacting protein 1-like
Exons: 4
Biological process (GO): positive regulation of hippo signaling
Cellular component (GO): cell junction; plasma membrane
Source: RefSeq, a predicted model, not a curated record